UGCUCGAGACGGCGAGUGCUCAACAGUCGCGCGGUUGACCGCUCCGCCUCGAGUCCGAGUCAUUCUUGCGCCUCUUGCGGUAGUCGCAACCUCGUCGCGUCAUCGCUCCGUGCUUCCCCCGAGUUCCCGGCGUUUUUCCCUCCGUGCGUCCGCGGGCCCGGUGAUUUUCCCUCAUCCCCUAGCCGCUGCCCUCCAAGGGAAAAGCAAGGUUAUAAAGUGCUGCCCCGCCGCUUCAGCCGCAGUCGCGGUCACGCCUUCUCCAAUUGCGCUUAACUCCGUUUCGCGCCGAUCGUGUCCGUAGUUCACGCCAAAGUGUUUACAUCCGCUGGAUUUUGACCACCACGCUGAGAUUAUUUUUGCAAGAAAAAAAAUUGGUGAUUUUCGCACUUUAAAUCAGGGCUCGAACGUGCUAGUGUUUAAAUUCCGAUCCGUGUUUGUGAUCAUGAUUAUAAAGUACUUUGAGCAACCGGUUAAAUCGACCAUGAACGUUUGUCUGUUCUCUCGCCGGGAAUUUGUGUGCUUUUUUUCGUGAGGAAAGAAAAACAAUCUAUUUUAUUUUUUAAUAUUUGAUAACUCAACUGUCACCGCGCUCGUCGUAUAUAUUUUUAUUUAUUUUAUGCAUUUAUCUACAAUACCGUGAAGGAUUCUUACAAUUUUCCUCUCAUUUCCUAGAUCUCCGAAGCAGUUAUUGGUGAUACUUGUGUCGUGUUAAAUUCUGCCUGUUUUUUUGUCUGUGAUGGUUGUGUGAGUCACGGGAUUCGUGUGAGUCGCACAAGUGUUACUCUCUCACUCGAGGUGUUUUUACGUUUCCGAUGAAUCGAUCGGCGUACAGUGUGAUGGACACCGAGCAGGAGCAAGGGGCCGGCAACGGCGUCAAGCUCAUCGGCUUCGUGGCGACGGAUCCCGAGGGACGCAGCCCGGCCGAGACCCAGGACCCCAGGACGGUGCCCGGCGGCUUCGUGAACCGCGCCUACGAGCCGGCCGCCGAUGAGAAUUCCAACGCCACCCACGGCUACUCACCCAAUUCCCACCAGAGUCCGCUGUCCCACAAUGGUACGACGGCGGUGACGCUGUACGAGCACAAAUGUCACAGGACGACGUCACCGGGGUCGGCGGGGCCGCCUCCACCACGACUUCCAGCGCUGAGCCCCGGGAGCGGGGGCGGGUGCGGGGACGACGGGCGGAAGGGUAGGCGGAAGAGCAGCCUCCUGUACUCGCAGGUGGAGGACUGGGCGGAGGAGCGGGUGCGCAAGAUCUGCUCGCGGAAGGUGCUUUUGAAGCGGGUCCCGAUCCUCUCGUGGCUCCCCCACUACACCGCCGACUCGGCCUUCUCCGAUCUCGUCGCCGGCAUCACCGUCGGACUCACCAUCAUCCCCCAGGCCAUCGCCUUCGCCAACGUCGCCGGCCUCCCGCCUCAGUAUGGGUUGUAUUCGUCCUUCAUGGCAUGUUUUGUCUACACAAUUUUUGGAAGCAGUAAAGACAGUCCCAUCGGUCCAACAGCCAUCAUGGCUAUCCUAACUCGAGAGAACUUACACGGCUUGGGUCCUGAGUUUGCUAUCUUGCUGUGUUUUUGGACUGGUAUCGUACAGUUACUAAUGGGAACGUUUCAGUUUGGGUUCCUCAUCGAUUUUAUCUCAGGACCUGUGUCUGUCGGAUUUACGUCCGCAGCCGCCAUCAUAAUCGCUACGUCUCAAGUGAAAGAUCUCCUUGGACUCCAUUUUACUGCUGGAAAGUUUUUGGAUGUUUGGGACCAGAUCAGGAUCCAUAUCGGGGAGACAAGCCCCGCUGAUGCCAGCCUCGGCAUCAUUUGUCUCAUCGUCCUCUUCACUCUAAGAAAAAUAAAAGAAUUUAAAAUUUGCGGUGCGAACGAAAACCCAACCACGGGACAAAAGUAUCUGGCCAAUAUUCUGUGGUUCAUCUCAACUAGUCGUAAUAUUAUUGUUGUAUUGUUUUGCUCAGUCAUGGCCUUCAUUUUUGUCCAGAAAAACGGAAGCGCUCCGUUUGCUUUGUCUAGUCCCGUCAAAAAAGGUUUACCGACCCUUCAGUUACCACCCUUCUCAACGCAAGUUGGAAAUCGAACCUACAAUUUUCUAGACAUGACAUCUAGUCUCGGCUCUGCGAUCUUAGUUCUGCCCCUUCUCUCAAUCCUAGAAAACAUCUCGCUUGCAAAAGUAUUCUCGGAGGGUAAGACAAUUGAUGCGACACAAGAAAUGUUGGCCCUGGGGCUCUGCAACAUUGCCUCGUCGUUCGCAGGGUCCAUGCCUGUAUCAGGAGCGCUUUCAAGAGGGGCUGUCAAUAAUGCCAGUGGAGUCAAGACUACCUUUGGUGGAAUCUACACAGGUCUCAUCGUAAUUGUUUCUCUGCAGUAUUUCACGCCGUACUUCAUCUACAUUCCCAAAGCGUCGCUGGCCGCCGUCAUCAUAGCUGCGGUCGUCUUCAUGGUUGAGUUCCACGUGAUCACACCCAUCUGGCGAACGAAAAAGAUCGACUUGAUUCCUGCCUUUGCCACUUUCCUAUCAUGUUUACUAAUCAGGCUUGAACUUGGGAUCGUCAUUGGAAUAAGCAUCAACGUUCUGUUUCUACUCUACGCUUCUGCUAGGCCCACCGUACACGUCGAAAAACUUAUGACGGAAGCAGGUUGUGAGUACCUAUUAAUCACUCCGGAUCGAAGUCUCGUGUUCCCAUCGGUGCAAUACAUCCGAAAUUUGGUGAGCAAAGUUGGAGUUAAGCAAGGCUCUAGCUCCAUUCCUGUCGUCAUUGACAGCCGCCAUGUCCAGGGUGCCGACUUCACGGCCGCUGAGGGUGUCAAAUCUUUAAUCGACGAUUUUGUGACGCGGAAGCAACCUCUACUUUUCUACAACCUAAAACAAAGCGUGGUUGAAAUAUUCAGAGGUGUCCAGCCUGCGGAGUUCCAUUACUGUCAAACAGAACAAGAACUUCAAAAUAUGAUUCAAGAUUACUGCUCGAAGAGUCAUAUCAAGCCACACAACAGGGUGUAAAAAGUGUAUCAUAAGUGUACAGAAGAAGCUAAACUAACUUCUAGGCUAAGCCGAUAGUUCUUGCGGACCUGAUAACAUAAUAUUAACUGACUUAUGAUUUUUGUGUAAUUAGUGCGUAAUUUUAAACGGUUUGAUAUUGUAUUUAAUUGUUUAUGAAACUUGUUUUGGAUAUUUUAAAUUAUGACCGUGUAUUUAAAAAGCAAUAGAACAAGUUUUCAAUUUUGUUUAA
This is a messenger RNA of Bemisia tabaci, 3228 nucleotides long. Its product is annotated as sodium-independent sulfate anion transporter. Gene Ontology annotation, molecular function: secondary active sulfate transmembrane transporter activity. Gene Ontology annotation, cellular component: membrane. The record is from RefSeq and is a predicted model, not a curated record. Gene Ontology annotation, biological process: sulfate transmembrane transport. Lineage: Eukaryota; Metazoa; Arthropoda; Insecta; Hemiptera; Aleyrodidae.